Molecule: messenger RNA, 2171 nt
Organism: Phycodurus eques (leafy seadragon)
Lineage: Eukaryota; Metazoa; Chordata; Actinopteri; Syngnathiformes; Syngnathidae
Gene: hgfac
Product: hepatocyte growth factor activator
Exons: 14
Coding region: 218-2014 (598 amino acids)
Biological process (GO): blood coagulation; zymogen activation
Cellular component (GO): extracellular region
Molecular function (GO): serine-type endopeptidase activity
Source: RefSeq, a predicted model, not a curated record
CUGCGGGGGAAGCACCGGGCAGGAGGGAGGCGUUGGAAUACGCCAGGACAUAGACAAGCCCAAUGACGAAAGGGCUUUUACUCAACGUGGCGGGGCAGGAUAAUACUUGCAGGGGUCCAUGUGCAUAAAAGCGCAACGAGACGCUUGAAACACAUGACGUGACAGCAGCUUUUUUUUUUCCCCCUCUCCCCACGGCGCAUUGGUGCAUACCUCCACCAUGACAUACGGGUUGUUACUUUUUCUUCCAUUUCUUCUCGGCACCCAGGGGCUUCUGCAGGAGACCGUUAUCUCCAAAGAGCCACACGCAAAGAGUGAAAAAGUUGUCACCACAUCCGGCAAAGAAUGCGUGCUUCCAUUUCGUCAGGGCGGAAGAAUUCAUCAUCACUGCAUCACCGUCCUCGCCUCGAGACCGUGGUGCUCUCUUACGUCUAAUUUUGACCGGGACCGAAAGUGGGGCUUCUGUGCGCCACAGCGAAGACAGCCAAACGUCUCUGUCCACACGGCUCGAAGGAUCACCAAUCCGUGUCGGGUGCCGCCGUGUCAAAACGGCGGCACCUGCAUGCUCGUCGCUAGCGGGCUGGCGUUCGAGUGCUCCUGUCCUGAGGGCUUUUCCGGACGGCUGUGCGAGCACAAACAGUGCUACGAAACCGUACACCUGCACCAUUAUGACGCCGGAGAGUCUUGGGGCCGCAUUCACCUCCGCAACGUGGAACAGUGCACGUGCGUCGGCGGCAAAAUCGAGUGCCAGCGAGCCCGCUACACGCCGUGCCGCUCGAACCCGUGUCAGAAUGACGGAACGUGUCGGAUGAUCACAGCCACUGGCAAGGAGGUGUGUAACUGCAGACACGGCUACAGCGGACCGCACUGUAGCUUCAAGCCAGAAAGCGAGUGCUACAACAGCCGUGGCAUGAGCUACCGAGGCGUGGCAUCCACGACGGCGUCUGGUGCCCGCUGUUUGCCGUGGAACUCGGACCUGCUAUACGACGAGCUCCACCUGGGCACGGUGACUGCCGCGCCCCUCAGGGGGCUCGGGGAGCAUGCCUACUGCAGGAAUCCUGAUGGAGACAAGAUGCCAUGGUGUUACACUGUGAGCAAGGGCGCCAUCUCCUGGGAGUACUGCACGGUGCCCUCCUGCAAGAUGCCAGUGUCGUCUUCUCGUAGGAUGAGCACGUUCAACAAGCUGCCCGUAUUGGGCGACUCGGACCGGUCCGUGCCGGCCAAGAAGUCGGUGUGUGGGACAAAACACAAGAAGAGGGUGAACGUUGCCAGGGGAAGGAUCAUGGGAGGGACCUCGGCUAUGCCGGGCAGCCACCCGUGGCUGGUGGCCAUUUACAUCGGACAGUCGGACUUCUGCGCCGGGACCUUGAUUGAAUCUUGCUGGGUCGUCUCGGCGGCGCACUGCUUCUUCCGCAACCCCCUGAUGUCGCAAAUUCGCAUGGUGCUGGGCCAGCACCACUUCAACGUCAGCGGUCCCGACACACGUACGUUCGGAGUGGACAAGUACAUCUUCCCCAAACAGUUCUCCAUGUUCAGAAACCCGACGCUCCACGACAUCGUUCUCAUCAAAUUGAAGAAGCAAGAUGGCCGCUGCGUGCAGAGGACGCCCUUCAUCAGGCCCAUUUGUCUCCCCGACAAAGGCAUGGCCUUCCCGGACAGCUACUGCUGCUCCAUCAGUGGCUGGGGACACAUGCAUGAAAGGGCAGAUACUUAUUCCAGCCUGCAGGAGGCGGGAGUGAGGCUGAUCCAUAAUGACAUCUGCAGGAGGCCAGCGGUGUACGGCAACCACGUCACUUCAGACAUGCUUUGCGCUGGCCUCAACGGCUGUGUGGAUGCUUGCCAGGGGGACUCUGGGGGUCCGUUGGCCUGCGCGAAGGAUGACGUCAACUUCCUGUAUGGGAUCAUCAGCUGGGGUGAGGGCUGCGGCCGCUCUGGAAAGCCGGGCGUUUACACUAAAGUGCCCAACUACAUGGACUGGAUUAAUUCUGUCAUCAGACGGAAAGCCAAGAAGGCAUGAAAGGAGAUUUGUGAAUAGUUUAAUAAAUGUACUGUAUUUGUUUUGUUGUUGAUUGCCAAUGACCUUUUUCCAACUGUGAAAUAGUUAGAGACUGAAUAAAAACUUUUACGUACAAAUGACGAGUAAACGUUUACCCACAUCACUCUUAAAAUGACAA